Molecule: messenger RNA, 2292 nt
Organism: Prunus dulcis (almond)
Lineage: Eukaryota; Viridiplantae; Streptophyta; Magnoliopsida; Rosales; Rosaceae
Product: protein NRT1/ PTR FAMILY 2.13-like
Exons: 4
Coding region: 157-2007 (616 amino acids)
Biological process (GO): transmembrane transport
Cellular component (GO): plasma membrane
Molecular function (GO): transmembrane transporter activity
Source: RefSeq, a predicted model, not a curated record
AUAGCUGUGCUCCAUCCACCCAAGCUUCUUACUUAUAAGCUCAAUCUCACACACAACUUCUCAUCCAUAAAAAAAAAAGAUUGCAAAGCUUCUGCAUGUGAAGGUUUCAAAGCUGCUUAAUUUAUAUAGAUCGUAUCAGAUCAAAGACACUAUACCAUGGCCGAUGGUAACAAGGAAAAACAGCAGCAGCCAAUAUCCUCAUUCUGCCUCCACGUCACAGAAUGCUUCCAAGACGGCAGUCCAAAGCUGUCACGCAAAUCAUCAAGCCCAGAUAACUUGGAGCAUGAAAAACUUGGACAAAGAAAACCUGGUGGCUGGAAAGCCAUGCCUUACAUCUUAGGAAAUGAUACUUUUGAGAGGUUGGCUUCAUUUGGGCUGUUGGCAAACUUUAUGGUCUACUUGACGAGGAUGUUGCACUUGGACCAGGUUUCUGCUUCCAACAUUAUCAACGUUUGGUCUGGUUUCACCAAUUUCGCACCUCUCCUCGGUGCCUUCAUCUCCGAUGCCUAUGCUGGCCGCUUUCGCACUAUUGCUUUUGCUUCCUUCUCAUCUCUUCUGGGAAUGGCGACAGUUACUUUAACAGCAUGGCUGCCGCAGCUGCAUCCUCCAGCAUGCAGCGCACAGCAGCAAACAUUAGAUCAGUGCACAGGUCCAACCAGAGCUCAACUGUGUGCCUUGCUAUUGGGUCUAGGAUUUCUAUCAAUAGGCUCAGGGGGGAUUAGGCCAUGCAGCAUACCAUUUGGCGUUGACCAGUUUGACCCAACCACAGAGGAAGGCCAAAAAGGAAUUAACAGCUUCUUCAACUGGUACUAUGCCACGUUUACAGUGGUUUUGUUGAUCAGCCAAACUGUGGUGGUUUACAUCCAAGACAAAAUCAGCUGGAGUGUGGGCUUCGCGAUCCCAACUCUGCUCAUGGCUUGUUCGAUUGUGCUUCUGCUUGUUGGAUCUAGGGUUUAUGUGCAUGCCAAGCCGCAGGGCAGCAUGUUCUCCAGCAUUGCACAAGUUCUUGUUGCUGCUCACAAGAAACGGCACAUUAAGCUUCCGGAAGAAGCAGGAAUGGUAGAUGGCAAAUUCUACGAUCCUCCAAUCAAGGGCUUUUUCGUGCCCAAGCUUCCUCUCACCAACCAGCUCAGGUUCUUGAGCAAGGCUGCUGUAAUUUUGGACAAUGAUUUAAAGCCAGACGACGGUUCUCCGAUCAAUAACUGGAGGCUCUGCAGCGUUCAACAAGUAGAAGAACUUAAAUGCGUAAUAAAAACAAUCCCAGUGUGGGCUUCAGCCAUCGUCAGCUUCACCUCCAUGACACAGCAAGGAACAUUUACUGUCUCCCAAGCCCUCAAAAUGGACCGCCACCUCGGUCCUCACUUCGAAAUCCCAGCUGGCUCCCUCGGCGUCAUCUCCCUGCUCACCAUUGGCCUCUGGCUCCCGGCCUACGACAGGCUCCUCGUGCCAGCCCUCAGAAAAUUCACAAAGCACGAAGGAGGGAUCACAGUUUUGCAGAGAUGUGGGAUUGGGAUCAUAUUUUCAGUCCUGUCCAUGUUGGUGGCAGGGCUCAUUGAAAGAGAGAGGAGGUCUUUUGCUCUUCUGCACCCUAAUGAACACGUGUCAUUCGCUUGGUUGGUCCCACAGCUGGUCCUGAUGGGCCUUUGUGAGGCGUUCAAUAUUAUAGCGUUGAUUGAGUUUUUCAACAGGGAGUUCCCUGACCACUUGCGAAGUGUCGGAAAUGCCCUUCUGUCUUGCGCCUUUGCUGGUUCGAGCUACUUGAGCAGCCUGGUGGUGAAUAUUGUGCAUCAUGUGACUGGAAGAAACAAGCGGCCGGAUUGGCUGACUAAAGAUAUCAAUGCUGGGAGAUUAGAUUACUUCUACUUCCUCCUUGCAGGGAUUGGGGUCCUGAAUUUUUUCUACUUCGUUUAUUGUGCACAGCGAUAUCAUUACAAGACCAAAAACGUAUACAUAAUAGAAGAGAAACCCUAUGCUAAUCAAGUGGAGCUAGCUUCAACGGAUGUUUGAAGUUGGCAGCCUAUAUAUAAAAAUUCUCUUAUGCAGGCAUCCAGACGUUAUUAUCAUACGGACGUCAUGUAUCUUAUACUAUCUCUCUCUACUUCAUGCAUCUGUAUGAUAAUAACGUGCAGACAUCCAGAUAAGAGAAUAAAUAUAUAUUGUCUUAUUAGUGUAUAGCUAGCUAAUUAAUUAUUAUAGUUUUAUGUUGUAACUUUAAUUUGGAGUGCUACAUAUAUAUGUCGUAUAAAUGUAUAAGAAUUGCAAGAAUAAGAACAUGCAUCCUCUUUCGAUCUC